This is a messenger RNA of Striga hermonthica, 420 nucleotides long. Lineage: Eukaryota; Viridiplantae; Streptophyta; Magnoliopsida; Lamiales; Orobanchaceae. The record is from the annotation of a GenBank genome assembly.
AUGUCCAAGAAAAUGGGAAAGCAGUUACCCGAAGAACUGAAGUUCGUUUGGGGUAAAGAUAAAUGCGAAAUGACAAGUUCCUUCCUUAAGGAUAAUCCACAAAAACCAGUCAUGUUUAAGAAAUUGGAGAAGGUUUGGCGAGAAUUUGAAUUGUAUGACACCACGAACACAGUCUUAGUCGAUGACUCGCCUUACAAAUCAAUUCUUAACCCACCCCACAAUGCCAUAUUCCCCAAAACCUACGAUGGAUCAGUUCAUGACAAUUAUUUGGAUCUUAAAGGGGAAUUUGUAAACUAUUUGACAAAAUUAGCUGAUGCCGAUGAUGCUCAAAGCUAUAUCAGACAAAAUCAUAUUGGCUAUGAAAACAUAAAACAGGGCAGCGAGGAGUGGAACUACUACACUGCUAUCGCUUUCGUUUAG